This is a messenger RNA of Aspergillus aculeatinus CBS 121060, 723 nucleotides long. RefSeq lists its product as uncharacterized. NCBI's taxonomy places the organism in Eukaryota, Fungi, Ascomycota, Eurotiomycetes, Eurotiales, Aspergillaceae. The record is from RefSeq and is a predicted model, not a curated record. The coding region runs from base 1 to 723 and encodes 240 amino acids. The transcript is spliced from 7 exons.
AUGUUUGGAUCGGAAGGAAGCUUGCCCGAUUACCUCACACGAUUCGACACUGGCAUCGCCCCUGAAUCAGAAAGCAGUCUAUCGACCGAUGUCCUUGACCAUAGCUCCGAAGAAGUCUCGCUAGAAGACGUGAUAGAGGAGCUUCACUCCAAUAAACCUGUGCACCCGACCAUGUCAUUCACCCCGUCAACCAAGUGCAGUACUCGGGUUGAGAAGCUAGGCUACGCACCGAGCAACGCAGGCUACGAUGCGCGCCGGAAUCCCAAGUUCGGUCAACAGGCACAUGAACCACUACCGAAUCACCGAAGCGACGAGCUGAGAUGGGUGCGAGUGAACUGCGACGAUAAAACCGACGAGCUCGCAUUCAGCACUCGACUCGACGCGAAGGUCAUGGUUCUACUGGGUCGAUCGCCCGGCCCGUCCGUCACCCCACCCAGCCGAAGUGGUCAUGAUGUUAUCUCGCAAUCGCCCUCGCAAGAGAAGGUGAUGCGAAAGUGCCUCGUCACAAGCCACACCCCGAUGACCAUUUAUCGCAUCACGUCCACCACACAGGACAGGAGGAUGAUUGGAUCACUGCAUUUCGUCAAAACCGGCUAUUCUGCCACCAUCGCCAACCCUCACAAGGCAUUGUCACAGAAGCGAGCCAAUCGUGCAGAGUACAGACAUCAGAAGCGACAGGCAACAGCCGCCGAGCUGGGCUCGACGAAGCAAGUGGCGCUGUGA